Anguilla rostrata (American eel) is the source of this 1580-nucleotide messenger RNA. Its product is annotated as NFIL3 like protein-like. Gene Ontology annotation, cellular component: nucleus. Gene Ontology annotation, biological process: regulation of DNA-templated transcription; circadian rhythm. The transcript has 2 exons. The coding region runs from base 606 to 1508 and encodes 300 amino acids. The record is from RefSeq and is a predicted model, not a curated record. Gene Ontology annotation, molecular function: DNA binding; DNA-binding transcription factor activity. NCBI's taxonomy places the organism in Eukaryota, Metazoa, Chordata, Actinopteri, Anguilliformes, Anguillidae.
GCGAGCGUGAGCUCGCGUUCCCGUCGCGAGGUAAUUCGCAGAUUUCUGCAGCUCGUCCGCGAGGCUCUUUCUUUCGCUCCUGCUUCGGCCGGGUGACCGGCGAUGGCGUACGUGUGAUGACGGCCCGCGAGAGUUGUCGCCGCCAGCGGACUCCAGCUCGAGGCAGCGUCAAGGCAACAAGCUGCGAGGUGACAGGACUGUGGACCUCUCCCCUCGUCGACAUGUCAUCGGGCAAGGCGGCUUUCCCGCGGUCGAAGCUUACGUCUUUUUACAAUUUACAUUGGCUUGUUGAUCUACUUGAACGCAGUAAAAUUGAACGCAGUAGUUCGACAGAUUAUCGUACCUAGACAGCGUCACAGAGAACCAGAAGGUACAACAGAAGAAAGGCAUGAAAGACUGGAGGGAGAGAGAGAGAGAUUUAAAAAAGAAGAAGACAGAAAGGACAAAAUUGUGCUUUGGGCCCACGGCCACCAGCUAAUCGCAAAAGGGCUUGAAGUGACUAUUUUCAGCCAGUAGCCCCAGAGCGUUGAAGUGAUCGAACAGAAGAAGAGGCGAAGAACCGCACUCAGAAGAUAAAGCGUCACACUCCUAUCUCGCCGUUGUCGAUGGAGACAGCUGGUGCCGAUGCAGCGGUCGUGGGCGAGGAGGAGGAGGAGGAGGAAGAGGAGGAGGAGGAGGAGGAGGAAGGUGUGGCCGCGCUGAGGUGGGGCCUCGGGCGGCCCGCUUCUCGGCGCCGGCGGGAGUUCACGGCGGAGGAGCAGAAGGACGCGGCGUACUGGGCGAAGCGUUGCCGGAACAACGAGGCCGCCCGCCGCUCGCGGGACCGCCGGCGGCUCGGCGGCGAGGAGCUGGAGCGCCACCUGCUGGCGGUGAGCGCGGAGAACGCCCGGCUGCGCGCAGAGCUGCUGGCGCUCAGACGCUACUUCAGCCUGCCCGGCCCCGCCCAGCAGCCCCGCCCGCGCGCCCACGCCCACCCCGGCCCCUGCGCAUUCUGGGAUGGGAGGCCCUGCGUCCGAGACUCCGCCCCUUUCUACCACGCCGUAGGCUCCGCCGCCGUGCUCCUCAACCCGCACGCCUUCCCCAGCGGCGUCGGCGCGCCCGCGUUCCUGCCCCUCCUCCCGACACGUCCCGUCGCCCCCUGGGCCCGUGCGCCCCCCUCCCCCGCCACCGCCGCCCUCCCCACCCCCGCCCAGACCCACCGCAGAGCCGCAAGCCAAGAGGAGAGGCGGGAGCAGAGGGUCCCCGCCCCGUCCGAGGGGGCCCCCCGAACCAGCCUGUCCCACAAACUGAGACUGACGGCCCAAAGGCUGCGGCUGAAACGCCCCCCCUCCCCGCCCCUGGCCCCGGCCCCGGCCCCGCCCCCGCCCCCGGCCCCGGCCCCGGCCCGGGCAGGACUGAGGUGGGAAACAGACGCCAGCGUGGAGGUCACAGAGGCACAGAAGGACUUCCGUAAAUACCUGUCCCAGGUGAGGCAGCAUUCCACUCCAUGGAGGCCACAAGAUUCUUAAUUUAUUUUUAAAACGUUUUAAAUUUGUAAAGCCAUUGGAAUACUGCAAAUAAAAUGUUCUAAUAUGAAUAAA